GAACCAGAACACAUCUGUGGUGAGCUUCUUCUCUUCACUGAAGUCUGUGAGGCUCAUCAUUACAUUCUCCCCUCUAGGAUGGAGAGAGUCAUGCAUGUGACUGUGGUAACUGCUGUCCUGCUGUCGGUGGGCAUCCUGAACGCCGUCUCAGCCCAGUCUCACAAUAUAGAACUACAGUCAGUAUGUGAUGAUUUCAGUCGUGUUUCUUGUGGUGACGGAUGGACCCACAUUGAUGCCACACGCUGUGUUAAAUACUUCCAAACUCCAAAAUCCUUCGAUGACGCAGAGGAAUACUGCAACACCACCGGCGGUGCAAUAGUGACAUUCCAUAGUCCAACACAGAUGAUGCGCGCCACUUGUGUCACUUUACAUGACAACCCUGAACCUGAAUUAUUUUGGAUUGGAGUCAUAAGAUCCGGGGAGGGGUUCACAUACACUGAUGGAUCUGAGUUCAAGAAUAGUAACUGGUACCCUGGUCAGCCAGACAACGCUGGUGGACAAGAGAACUGUGUUGAGAUGAACUACAAAGACUGGGGACUCUGGAAUGAUGCCAACUGUGCAGAGAAGAAUAAUUUCAUGUGCAUCAAGACGAUGUAAAAUCAGUGUAGACAUCAACAGCUGAGCUGCUGCUGGUGGACCAGUCUGUUUCAUGAUAACCUGCAAAAAACAAGCUUCUUAACUUUACUGCAAUAAACGUCCAGGGUCUUGUUAAAUGUG
This is a messenger RNA of Pseudoliparis swirei, 717 nucleotides long. RefSeq names its product C-type isolectin Sp-CL4-like. The coding region runs from base 79 to 597 and encodes 172 amino acids. Lineage: Eukaryota; Metazoa; Chordata; Actinopteri; Perciformes; Liparidae. The record is from RefSeq and is a predicted model, not a curated record. The transcript has 5 exons.